AACCGGAACAAGGGAGAGCAGUAGGGUUUUAAUCUUUACUCUUUCACUCUGAACCUAUCUGAGAUACCUAAAGAAGAUAGAAACAAAAUUAAAGCAGACAAACGCUUCGUUUUCUUGAUUUUUCUUCUUACUCACUUUCUUGCUAACCCUAGCUUUACUCUGCAGUUAAUUUCCUUGUUUAUGCACUGCUAAAUUCUUGCUCCAAGCCCUAGCUCCCGACUUCAGAGGCCAUUUUCAGAAUGACCCAUUCCUCCUGAAUUCAUGAUCAUGUUGUUGCCAUUUCAGCUUCCUACUGUCAAGUACAUGUGCUGUAUUUGAGAAGUGGAGGCCAUGGAAAGGGAUGACCGUAGGCUCAUGCUGGCUUGCGUGAUUUCUGGGAUCCUCUUCUCAAUUUUGGGAUUGGGUUCCUUCUCCAUACUGUGGCUUGUGAACUGGAGGCCGUGGCGAAUUUAUAGUUGGAUUUUUGCUCGGAAGUGGCCAAAUAUCUUGCAAGGUCCUCAACUUCAUUUGCUUUGUGGUUUUCUGAAUCUGUCUGCAUGGAUCGUUGUUAUUUCUCCAAUCCUGGUGCUUAUAACUUGGGGUUCCUGGUUGAUUGUAAUAUUGGGUCGAGAUUUGAUUGGUUUGGCUGUAAUAAUGGCGGGUACUGCUCUACUACUGGCAUUCUAUUCCAUUAUGCUCUGGUGGAGAACACAAUGGCAAAGCUCAAGGGCUGUCGCCAUUCUCCUUCUUCUGGCUGUUGCCCUACUCUGUGCAUAUGAACUUUGUGCGGUUUAUGUUACGGCUGGCUCACAUGCCUCUGAGCGUUAUUCUCCUUCAGGCUUCUUUUUUGGAGUGUCAGCAAUUGCUUUAGCAAUUAACAUGCUAUUUAUUUGCAGGAUGGUGUUUAACGGGAAUGGUUUGGAUGUGGAUGAGUAUGUGCGAAGGGCUUACAAAUUUGCCUAUUCUGAUUGUAUUGAAGUGGGUCCUUUGUCUUGUUUACCUGAGCCUCCAGAUCCAAAUGAGUUGUAUCCUCGGCAAUCUAGAAGGGCAUCACAUCUUGGACUUCUCUAUCUGGGCUCAUUGUUAGUUCUUGUUGUUUACUCCAUCUUGUAUGGUCUGACAGCAAAGGAGGCACAUUGGCUUGGAUAUGUUACAUCGGCUGCUGUUAUAAUUCUUGACUGGAAUAUGGGGGCCUGUCUUUAUGGUUUUCAGCUUCUUAAAAAUCGUGUUGCGGCACUGUUUAUUGCUGGUACAUCUCGGGUGUUUCUUAUUUGCUUUGGUGUGCACUAUUGGUAUUUGGGCCACUGUGUCAGUUAUGCUGUUGUGGCAUCUGUACUUCUAGGAGCUGCUGUAUCCCGACACUUAUCAGUCACAAAUCCAUUGGCAGCAAGGAGAGACGCCUUGCAGAGCACAGUGAUUCGGUUAAGAGAAGGUUUCCGCAGGAAAGAACAUAACAGUUCAUCUAGCUCUUCAGAAGGCUGUGGCUCAAGUAUGAAACGCAGCAGUAGUGUUGAAGCUAGUAAUCUUGGUAAUGUCAUUGAAACUGGCAGGAGUAUGGCUGCAGCUGAAGGGAGCAAUUGGAAUAAUGUUCUGUCUAAAUCUGCUAGUUUGCAGGAGGGAAUCAAUAGUGACAAAAGUAUAGAUAGUGGAAGGCCAAGUUUAGCAUUACAUAGCAGCUCAUGUCGCUCAGCUGUUCACGAGCCUGAGGGUGGAAUAUCAUGUGCUGAUAGAAAUUUGGAACCCAAUAAUUCUUUGGUCAUUUGUUCUAGUGGUUGUCUUGAAAGUCAAGGGUGUGACUCUAGUGCAUCUAACUCUGCAAAUCAGCAAACAUUUGAUUUGAAUUUAGCUGUGGCAUUUCAGGAAAGGUUGAAUGACCCUAGAAUCACAUCUAUGCUGAAAAGAAGAGCAAGAGAAGGUGAUCGAGAGUUAAGUACUUUGUUACAAGAUAAAGGCUUGGAUCCUAAUUUUGCUAUGAUGCUGAAAGAGAAAAGUUUGGACCCAACGAUUCUAGCUUUGUUACAAAGGAGUAGUCUUGAUGCAGAUAGAGAUCAUCGUGACAAUACCAAUAUUACCAUUGCCGACUCUAAUAAUGUUGACAAUGCCAUUCCUAAUCAAAUUUCGUUAUCAGAAGAAUUAAGGCUUCAUGGUUUUGAGAAGUGGCUUCAAUUAUCCAGACUUGUAUUGCAUCACAUUGUGGGUACUCCUGAGCGAGCAUGGGUCUUAUUUAGUUUUGUUUUCAUCCUUGAAACUAUCGCUGUUGCUAUCUUCCGUCCAAAGACAAUCAAAAUCAUUAAUGCAACACACCAGCAGUUUGAGUUUGGCUUUGCUGUGCUCAUGUUGUCUCCUGUGGUAUGUUCAAUCAUGGCUUUCCUUCGAUCACUUAAGGCAGAAGACAUGGCCAUGACAUCAAAACCAAGGAAGUAUGGCUUUAUUGCUUGGCUGCUCAGCACAUGUGUUGGAUUGUUGCUUUCCUUCUUAAGCAAAUCAUCUGUUCUUCUUGGGUUAUCCUUGACGGUGCCACUGAUUGUGGCAUGCCUCUCUAUUGCCUUCCCGAUAUGGAUUCGUAAUGGUUACCAAUUUUGGGUUCCUCAUUCGAAUUGUGCUGGAAAUGCAGAAAAUGAUCGAACUCCUGCAAGAAAGGAGGGCAUUGUUCUUAUUAUUUGUAUGUCAAUAUUUGUGGGAUCUGUGCUUGCUUUGGGAGCAAUAGUAUCUGCAAAGCCUUUGGAUGAUUUGAGAUAUAAGGGAUGGAAUGGUGAUCAGAAAAGCUUCACUUCCCCUUAUGCAUCAUCUGUUUACCUUGGCUGGGCAAUGGCAUCUGCCAUUGCUUUAGUUGUUACCGGUGUGCUGCCAAUCAUAUCAUGGUUUGCCACAUAUCGUUUCUCGAUUUCCUCUGCUAUCUGUAUUGGAAUAUUUGCAGUUGUUCUUGUAGCAUUUUGUGGUGUCUCCUAUUUAGAGGUUAUCAAGUAUAGGGAUAAUCAGAUUCCAACAAAGGGUGAUUUCUUAGCUGCUUUGCUUCCUCUAGUCUGCAUUCCAGCAGUUCUCUCACUUUGUUCCGGUUUGCUUAAGUGGAAGGAUGAUGAUUGGAAACUGUCCCGAGGUGUACAUAUUUUUGUUGUAAUUGGUCUUCUUCUUCUGCUUGGUGCCAUAUCAGCUGUGAUUGUUGUUAUUAAGCCUUGGACUAUAGGUGCUGCAUUUCUCUUGGUUCUUCUACUUAUGGUAUUAGCAAUUGGUUCUAUCCACCGUUGGGCAUCAAACAAUUUUUAUUUGAGCCGCACACAGAUGUUCUUUGUCUGCUUUCUUGCUUUUCUGUUGGCUUUGGCUGCAUUUCUUGUUGGAUGGUUUGAAGGUAUGCCCUUUGUUGGAGCAUCAGUUGGUUAUUUUUCAUUUCUCUUUCUUCUUGCUGGACGGGCUUUGACUGUUCUUCUUUCUCCUCCCAUUGUGGUAUACUCUCCCAGAGUGCUUCCAGUGUAUGUGUAUGAUGCUCAUGCGGAUUGUGGAAAGAAUGUCAGUAUGGCAUUUCUCAUGCUUUAUGGGAUUGCCCUGGCGACUGAGGGCUGGGGUGUUGUUGCCAGUUUAAAGAUUUAUCCACCUUUUGCUGGUGCGGCUGUAUCUGCGAUUACUCUUGUUGUUUCAUUUGGAUUUGCCGUCUCUCGACCAUGCCUUACUCUCAAGAUGAUGGAAGAUGCUGUACAUUUUCUCAGCAAGGAAACAAUUGUUCAAGCAAUUGCUCGAUCAGCAACCAAGACCAGAAAUGCUUUAUCUGGAACUUAUUCUGCACCCCAGAGGUCAGCUAGUUCUGCAGCACUUCUGAUCGGAGACCCUACUGUUAUGCAUGACAGGGCGGGAAACUUUGUGCUUCCCAGAGCUGAUGUAAUGAAAUUGAGAGAUCGUUUGAGAAAUGAAGAAUUAGUUGCAGGAUCAUUUUUUAGUAGAUUAAGAUGUGAGAGGACGUUUUGCCAUGAACCAACCAGCGAUGUGGAUCACAGAAGAAUAGUUUGUGCUCAUGCACGAAUUCUGGCUCUAGAAGAGGCUGUUGAUACUGAAUGGGUAUACAUGUGGGACAAGUUUGGUGGUUAUUUACUGUUGUUGCUUGGUUUGACUGCUAAGGCAGAAAGAGUACAGGAUGAGGUUCGUUUAAGACUUUUUCUUGACAGCAUAGGAUUUUCUGACCUGAGUGCCAAGAAAAUAAAGAAGUGGAUGCCAGAAGAUCGGAGACAAUUUGAAAUCAUUCAGGAGAGUUACAUAAGAGAGAAGGAGAUGGAAGAGGAAAUCUUCAUGCAGAGGCGUGAGGAAGAGGGUAGAGGGAAAGAAAGAAGGAAAGCCCUACUUGAGAAAGAGGAACGCAAGUGGAAGGAGAUUGAAGCAUCUCUGCUUUCCUCAAUCCCUAAUGCUGGCAGCAGAGAGGCUGCAGCCAUGGCGGCUGCUGUGCGUGCCGUUGGGAGUGAUUCCGUCCUUGAUGAUUCUUUUGCUCGUGAGAGGGUUUCAAGCAUUGCUCGUAGAAUACGUUCUUCUCAGUUAGCUCGUCGUGCACUCCAGACAGGAGUUACGGGUGCUGUGUGUGUUCAUGAUGAUGAACCAACAGCAAGUGGUAGGCAUUGCGGACCAAUUGAUCUUAGUCUUUGCCAAAGUCAAAAGAUUAGCUUCUCCAUUACACUGAUGAUUCAGCCUGAGUCUGGUCCAGUUUGUCUUUUGGGAACUGAGUUUCAGAAGAAAGUUUGCUGGGAGAUUCUGGUGGCUGGUUCUGAACAAGGUAUUGAAGCGGGUCAAGUUGGGCUUAGAUUAAUUACUAAAGGUGAUAGGCAAACAACUGUUGCAAAGGAGUGGAGUAUCAGUGCAACAAGUAUUGCAGAUGGGAGGUGGCAUAUUGUGACAAUGACAGUUGAUGCUGAUUUAGGUGAAGCAACAUGUUAUUUAGAUGGCGGAUUUGAUGGAUACCAGACUGGAUUACCAUUGUCUGUGGGCGACAGCAUUUGGGAACACGGCACAGAAGUGUGGGUGGGAGUUAGACCACCUACAGAUAUGGAUGCAUUUGGAAGGUCGGAUAGUGAAGGAGUUGAAUCUAAGAUGCACAUUAUGGAUGCUUUUCUCUGGGGCAGGUGCUUAACUGAAGAUGAGAUUUCCGCUCUUUACUCCACGAUGGCUUCAGCUGAUUUUAGUAUUCUUGACUUUCCUGAAGAUAAUUGGCAAUGGGCUGAUUCACCAUCUAGGGUUGACGAUUGGGAGAGUGAUCCAGCUGAUGUGGAUUUAUACGAUAGAGAUGACUUAGAUUGGGAUGGGCAGUAUUCUAGUGGGAGGAAGAGGAGGUCAGAACGUGAUGCUCUGGUUGUUGAUGUGGAUUCCUUUGCCAGGAGGUUUAGAAAACCAAGAAUUGAAACACAAGAAGAAAUUAAUCAGCGGAUGCUAUCUGUGGAAUUGGCCGUCAAAGAAGCCCUCAUUGCUAAAGGAGAAGCACAGUUUACUGAUCAGGAAUUUCCUCCAAAUGAUCAAUCAUUGUUUGUGGACCCUGCAAAUCCUCCAACGAAGUUACAGGUUGUUUCUGAGUGGAUGAGACCAAGUGAAAUUGUGAGACAGAACCGUCUAGAUAGUCGUCCAUGCUUAUUUUCAGGGGCUGCAAAUCCAUCAGAUGUUUGUCAGGGCCGGUUGGGUGAUUGUUGGUUUUUGAGUGCUGUUGCUGUUUUGACUGAGGUUUCUCGUAUAUCAGAAGUGAUCAUUACUCCGGGAUACAAUGAGGAGGGAAUCUAUACUGUUCGUUUCUGUGUUCAGGGUGAGUGGGUCCCUGUUGUUGUUGAUGAUUGGGUUCCAUGUGAAUCACCGGGUAGACCUGCAUUUGCCACCAGUAAGAAGGGGAAUGAACUUUGGGUCUCUAUAGUGGAGAAGGCAUAUGCAAAGUUGCAUGGCUCUUUUGAAGCAUUAGAAGGUGGGCUUGUUCAGGAUGCUCUCGUAGACCUCACUGGUGGCGCCGGGGAGGAAAUUGACAUGAGGAGUACUGAAGCCCAGAUUGACCUAGCAAGUGGUAGACUGUGGUCCCAACUGUUGCGCUUCAAGCAAGAGGGUUUUCUUCUUGGCGCAGGAAGUCCUUCAGGUUCAGACGUCCACAUCUCAUCUAGUGGCAUUGUGCAAGGGCAUGCUUAUUCUAUACUACAGGUGAGAGAGGUCGAUGGGCAUAAACUAGUUCAGAUCCGAAAUCCCUGGGCCAAUGAAGUUGAAUGGAAUGGCCCAUGGUCCGAUUCCUCACUUGAAUGGACAGAUAGGAUGAAGCACAAACUGAAACAUGUUCCACAGUCAAAGGAUGGUAUUUUCUGGAUGUCUUGGCAAGACUUCCAGAUUCACUUUAGAUCAAUAUAUGUUUGUCGCAUCUAUCCUCCAGAGAUGCGUUAUUCUGUUCAUAGCCAAUGGCGUGGUUACAGUGCUGGUGGCUGCCAGGAUUAUGAUACAUGGCACCAAAAUCCACAGUUCAGACUGAGAGCAACUGGGCAAGAUGCAUCGUUUCCGAUUCAUGUUUUCAUUACUUUAACACAGGGUGUUGGGUUUUCAAGAACAACAGCUGGUUUUAGAAAUUAUCAAUCCAGCCAUGACUCGUCAAUGUUCUACAUUGGAAUGAGAAUACUCAAAACUCGGGGCCGACGGGCAGCUUUUAACAUAUACCUACAUGAAUCAGUUGGUGGCACAGACUACGUUAAUUCCAGAGAAAUAUCUUGUGAAAUGGUUCUGGACCCUGAUCCUAAGGGAUACACUAUAGUUCCUACUACUAUACACCCAGGGGAAGAAGCACCCUUUGUCCUUUCAGUUUUCACCAAGGCAUCAAUAACUCUGGAAGCUCUGUAGUGGCAGUGCCUAGAGAUCACUUUCCUUUCUGUUAUUCUGCCCUUUGGGCUGAUUGAAUAUGAUGCGCUGCAGAAGAUUCUUGAAUGCUUGGGUUCUUGGUGGAUCAUGCGUAUGCUCUGCUGGAUCCCAGCUUAGAACUCAUAGGGUUUUUGCAGGCUAUGAAGAUGUGGUUCCUGACAUCUGGGAAUUGCUUAUUCUUGGAGAUGGAACUGAAUCCAUUGAAGAACCAAAAGAUAGGGUUACGUAUGAAUGCUUGGUGACAACAGCCACGCUGCUGCCAGUGGAGCAUCGAAGGUGCUCGCGGGGUGUUUAUUUUGUAAAUAGAAGGGGGUAUAGUUGUAACCAUUUAAUCAGAAAGGCAAACAAGCCAAAAAGGAGAUAGCUCAGUAUGAAUAGAAAAUUACUAACGCCUGGGAUCGAGGGUAUACUCGAACUGAAUGUAAAUUCAACCGCAAUUUUGACAGUUGCAGAAAUUUGUACAAAACAUUUUUUGUAGUCGUAAUACAUUUAGUUUUUAAAGCAUCU
This is a messenger RNA of Neltuma alba, 7329 nucleotides long. RefSeq names its product calpain-type cysteine protease DEK1. NCBI's taxonomy places the organism in Eukaryota, Viridiplantae, Streptophyta, Magnoliopsida, Fabales, Fabaceae. The transcript is spliced from 32 exons. The record is from RefSeq and is a predicted model, not a curated record. Gene Ontology annotation, biological process: proteolysis. Gene Ontology annotation, molecular function: calcium-dependent cysteine-type endopeptidase activity. Bases 331 to 6804 code for a protein of 2157 amino acids.